AUGAAGAAUUCUGUUCAACGUAAGAUUAAUGAAUUAAAGACUUUAACAAAUGAUCCAAGUAAUGAACUAAUCGAAGCACUUUCAUCUAUCGACGAUACUACGUUUAAUAGCAAUACUUCAGUUCGAACUUUAUUAGAAGAAAAGGAACUAAGCGAACUAAAUAGAUUUAUCGAACAAUUUUCACAACUAACAACUACUAUUGAUCGUGUUUUUACAACAAUUGAUCUCCUUGAUAAAUCAUGUGAUCAAAUGCUUACAAAAUUGUCAAUCGGCCAAAAAGGAGUCGAUGAAGUUUUAGACAUGACAACAUCAUUAUACAUUCAACAAGAAAAACAAAGAAAUCAACUUACAAAAAUACAUAGUUUUAUUGAAGAGUAUUAUCUAUCAGAAGAAGACUUUGCAUGUCUCGAAAAAGGUGAUAUUGAUGAUAAAUUCUUUGAUGCUUUCUCUCAUCUCGAAGCAUCUCAAGAGCGAACAUCAAAUGCAUUAUUAACUCAAAAAUCUCGUAGUCUUACAGACGCAUUAACCGCUCUAAAUGCCGCAAAAGAGCGUGCUUAUGGUCGUAUACAUGGCUGGUUCCAUGCAAAUAGUCAUAUUUUUAACAGAUUACAGCCAACUAUUCCUUCUUCAUUCAAUAAAUGCUUGACAAUCAUCAAAUCCAAACCAAUACUUUACGGAUUCGUCUGCAGCGAGAUCGGACAAGUCAGAAGUAGCGUAAUUGGACCAGCUUUCUUAAAUGCUUUGACAUCACCAACAGCCGACAGCCGCCCACUCGAAGAAACAGCCAGUGCUGAUCCAUUAGCAUUCUCCAGUAACGUAUUUGCCUGGAUCCAUCAAACAGCAGCAACAGAAGCCACUUUUUUGGCAACAGUUUUGAAAGAAGACCAAAAUUCGCCAAAUAUACAGAAAACACUCGACGACGCCUUCGAAUCAGUCUGCAGACCUCUUGAUAGUCGUGUCUCACAAGCUAUAAGAGGUCUUGUUAGACCGGCAGACUGUUUCCAAAUGGCAAACAUUUGUUCAUACUUUUUCUCAAAAAUUUCUGACAUUUGUGGUAUCACUUCACCUGUAGCCAAAACCACAAAGAAUCUUGUUGACAUGUCCUCAAAAACGUUUAGACAAGCCAUUUCUGAGAGCACAGAUGUCAUAAAGAGCUCAGUUCGACCUUCACAAUCCGCAUUUCAUGAAGCUCUAAAAAUCAUGAAAUUUGUCACUUCACAACACGAACAAAGCUCUUUAUCUAUAUCAUUUGAUGUCUCUUCUCUCAUUGAUAACUAUGCAGCACAACUCCACACAACUGUUGUUUCAAUGAAAGAGAAUUUACCUUUCCAAGCAACAUAUUUGUACGAACUUUCGAAUUUGGCGAAAGAUGCGAACUUAAAGUGCUCGAAUGAUAUAGAAAAAGACAAAGACAAGGUUGUGGCACAGAUUAUAGAUAUAGAAGUAUCAGAAUUCUUGAGAAGAUGCAGAAGUACAGAGCUCAUUAAUCUCUUUACUUCUCCACAACAAAAACCUUUGUCAACUGUUGCCGGUGGUGAAGAAAACCUCGUCAGAAACACUGUGAAGAGACUGGAGAAUGCGUUGAUUGGAACAGGCAAACUUCAGACACCUCUCUGCGAUGAACUGAGUAAUAAUGAGCUGAAGAAACUCGCAAAAGAAGAAGUUUCGAAGAAAUUAGUUAAUGCGUAUAAAAUUUUGUUUGAUUCUGUGAUGGAUGCAAGGAAUGGAUAUUUGAAUGGUGGAACUAUAUUCAAAUAUACACCUGAGCAUAUCAAAGAAUCAAUUUCUGUUUAA
Molecule: messenger RNA, 1794 nt
Organism: Trichomonas vaginalis G3
Lineage: Eukaryota; Parabasalia; Trichomonadida; Trichomonadidae
Product: intra-Golgi vesicle-mediated transport
Exons: 1
Coding region: 1-1794 (597 amino acids)
Biological process (GO): intra-Golgi vesicle-mediated transport
Cellular component (GO): COG complex
Source: RefSeq, a predicted model, not a curated record